This is a messenger RNA of Echinostoma caproni, 261 nucleotides long. The record is from the annotation of a GenBank genome assembly. Lineage: Eukaryota; Metazoa; Platyhelminthes; Trematoda; Plagiorchiida; Echinostomatidae.
GUUAUUGUUGAGAAAAGUCCGAGGGCUCGUGUGGGUGAUUUGGACAAGAACAAGUAUCUAGUUCCAUCCGAUCUAACUGUGGGACAGUUCUACUUUCUCAUUCGUCGGCGAAUCCAACUUCGUGCGGAAGAAGCUUUGUUCUUCUUUGUUGAUGAUACCAUCCCACCAACAAGCGUCACAAUGGGUGCACUUUUUGAUGAACACCACGAUACCGAUGGAUUCCUCUAUAUUGCUUAUAGUGAUGAAAGUGUGUACGGGUAG